AGAACUCAAAAGAAAAAUGAGUUUUUUGAUUUUCAUUCAAUUAAAAAAUCAAGAACAUUGGAUUCAUCAUCUGAAAAUAGUUUGAAAAUCCGAGCUACCUACAAUUUUUCAAAAUAGUCCAGUAAAAAAACAAGUUUACAAAAACUCUAAAAUUGAAAAAGAAAACAAGUUGGUUCAAAUCUUUUUGAUAAAAAAAUUUAUGAAAAUAAACUUGAUAAAAAAAAUAAGAACUAUGCAAGUCGCACGGGUUUUCAUUUCAAUUUGGAAAACAUGUUAUUCUGGAUUCAACUAUGAAUGUUUUGGAGUACCUAUUAGAGUUUCAUUUUAUGGGUCACCAAAAAAAUUUGAAGAAAGUAAUGGAAAUCUCGAAGGUUAAAAGAUUGUACUUUAAAAUUUGGUGUUCUUGUCAAAAAAAAAAAAAAAAAAUGAAAAAAGGAGACAGGCUGAAUAUUACAGAACUAGCAUUAUCAUUCAAUAAAUUUUUCUUGGCAUAGUCUGAAAAAAUCCAAAAAAAUCUAAAAAUUUCUGUCAUCGAUUUUAUAAAAAUAUUUCACCAAGUUGAGUAAAACACCCAUGCUUUUUGAAUUUCAAUUUUCAACGUCUCGUACGUACUGAAAAUCCGACGUGUUCCAAAAAAUGCUAUAAAAAGCGCCGUUUAGAAUAAGUUAAGAUACAAACUAAGUAUUUCCUGUAUGUACAAAAGGUAAUUAAAAAUGGAAACGUUUAAAAAACGGUAGCCAUAAUUACAAUGCAGAUAACGAUAAAUUCCAGAACAUGCAUGGUUUUCAACAAAACACGAAAGGUGAACCAUAAAAUCACAGCAAAAUUUUCACAAAUUAACGUCAUGUGACAACCGCGUUGGGAAUUUCGCGCGCGGUCUGGUCGACUUCAGUGUUGAGAAAAGAAAGACCUAAUUACAAAAAAAAUAAAAAAAAUGUCCGUCUUGAAUAUUUUAUUGUAUAUUAUUUUAUCGAUCUACACACACAGUCCUGUUUACUUGAUAAAUGAAUUUAUCAACGGUCUACAAAUUACUUCCAAUCCGGAUACUUAUUUAACACCACCUCAGAUUAUCACAAGACACGGGUAUCCAUCAGAAACCUAUAAUAUUAAAACUCAGGAUGGAUUUAUCUUAGAAUUGCACAGAAUUCCUAAUGGUUUAAAACAGGGAACAGCAAAUCAGUAUCCAGUACUGCUUUUCCAUGGCUAUAUGGAUUCGUCCGCAGCGUGGAUCGCUCUUGGACCAGACCAAGCUCUACGUAAUACAUAUGUGGCGUGGAAUGGUGAAAGGGACCUGAUCCGUAAAAACCUGUUUUCGAGAUCUUAUUUGUUGGCGGAUGAGGGGUACGAUGUUUGGAUGUUGAACACACGUGGAAACACGUUUUCUCAGGCUCAUAUUAAUUAUACACCAGAACAACGUGAAUUUUGGGACUUCAGCUUCCACGAAAUAGGUGUAUACGAUGUGCCAGCAACCAUCGACUUCAUUUUGGAUAAAUCGAACCACCCAAAAUUAUUUUGUAUAACUCAUUCUGCUGGAGGCUCCGAAAUAUACAUAACUUUAUCGGUAUUACCACAAUACAAUGAAAAAAUUAUUGCGCAAGUCAACCUUGCACCCCUUUAUCACGGGGAUCCUUCGAUUACUACGAAAGCGACUCUGCCAAUUAUUGAUUACGUUUACGUAAAUUCCUUUAGUUAUUUUGAUUAUGGUCCGAAACAAAAUAUGGAAAUUUAUGGUACUACUUCGCCUCCAGAAUACAAUAUCAGUAAUAUAAUUACACAGACACGAAUUUAUCACGAUAACUUGGAUGUAGCAUCAAGCAAUACAGUGAGCAUUGACUCAUGAAGUUUUACGCUAAAAAAUUAACCUACGAGUAUAUACCUAUAGACAUGAUUUUUACACCUUUACAGGAAAUUCUAUCGUUGUACAAUAAACUACCUACCAAAGCAGGCUUGAUACAAAUACGAGAUCCAGGAUUUACUCAUAUGGACUUUACGCUGAAUAAAAAUGCCAAAAAGUUGGUGUACGACGAUCUGAUAACUUUUGUAAAUUAUGUAACAAAUAA
Molecule: messenger RNA, 2060 nt
Organism: Planococcus citri (citrus mealybug)
Lineage: Eukaryota; Metazoa; Arthropoda; Insecta; Hemiptera; Pseudococcidae
Product: lipase 1-like
Exons: 5
Coding region: 935-1840 (301 amino acids)
Biological process (GO): lipid metabolic process
Source: RefSeq, a predicted model, not a curated record